AUGAAGGGGGGCUGUGGAUCAUGAAGAGGCUGCUAUUCAGGUGAAGAGCAGGUUUACUUCAUGUUCUGGGACCAACUCUCCUUCUCAUUUGUCUUCCCUGCCUCCACUCACUCACAUACAUAUAGUCCACCUGGGGGGUGAAAAGUGUUUAUGGUCUCACAUACUUUUCCUGGAGGUGGAGGGCUAUUCAGAGAGUCCAAAAGGCACCACAGAAGACAAGCUUGAGUUGGGCUGACAGUUGCGUUGAGGGGGAGCAGGGAGUUGCUUCUCAUACCAGCAGAGGACAACCAGCGUGAUUGGACAUAUCACAGAUUGUUUCACCAGGCUACUGAGAUUUGGGAUUUAACAGUAUCAUGGAUGUACUCGCCUUAGAGGCAAAGAGCGUAAAUGGAGCCGACAAUGAUAAGAAGUCUUCAUCGAGGCCAAAACCGAAACCUCCCAAAAAGGCCAAAAGGAUUGUUUACUUUGAGGUGGAGAUCGUGGACUUAAAGACUAAAGAGAAACUGCUGCUGCUGGAUAAGGUGGAGCCAACUGCCACUGUUUUGGAUAUUAAAGCUUUGUUUCACAAAUCAUAUCCAAAGUGGUAUCCAGCCAGACAAUCCCUGCGUUUGGAUGCAAAGGCCAAGUGUCUCCGGGAUGAGGAAAUUCUACAGACACUUCCUGUGGGAACCACGGCCAGCUUUUACUUCAGUGAUCUCGGACCCCAGCUCACAUGGGGAACCGUGUUCCUGACAGAGUGUGUUGGCCCACUGAUCAUCUACCUAAUGUUCUACUUCCACCUUCCCUUCAUCUACUCCGCAAAGUAUGACUUCACCAGCAGCAAGCACUGGGUCGUACACUUGGCCUGCAUGUGUCACUCCUUCCACUACAUCAAGAGGAUCCUGGAGACGAUGUUUGUCCAUCGUAUCUCCCACGGGACCAUGCCUCUCAGAAACAUAUUUAAGAACUGUGGCUAUUACUGGUGCUCUGCAGCUUGGAUGGCGUACUACAUUAACCACCCUCUGUACACCACACCCUAUUACGGGCAGCAGCAGGUGAAUACAGGACUUUAUAUAUUCUUGUUCUGUCAAGUAGGGAAUUUUUCCAUCCAUGUUGCUCUUCGUAACCUCAAACUACACGGUUCAAAGACAAAGAAGAUUCCUUACCCAACGAAAAAUCCCUUCACAUGGAUGUUUUGGCUGGUCUCCUGUCCGAACUACACAUAUGAGGUGGGCUCCUGGAUCGGCUUCACAUUGAUGACCCAGUGUGUGCCCGUGGCUGUCUUCACUCUCGUGGGAUUCAUCCAGAUGACUGUGUGGGCCAAAGGCAAACACUAUGGCUACAUAAAGGAGUACAGAGAUUAUCCCACCCUGCGCUCCUCCAUACUCCCCUUCAUCCUGUAGAGCCGGGCAGAGGAAACAACGGUUGAUACCCAGAUCGGCUCCUUGUCAGAAAGUGUCUGCUGAGGUCAACAUCAUGGAGGGAGUUUGGUCAUACGGACGCCAUGUAACAUCUUCUUACAUGUCACUCCAGAGUGGCUGCUAUGGUUACUCUGAGUGCUGGACUGGUCCAUGCAGGACUGUUAGAGGCAAAAGGCAGCCAUCAGAGUUAAAUGCAGCAAAGUCUUAAUUUAAUGUUGUAUGUGAUCUUGAAGAGCAAGAGGACGAACAAAAAUAUUUUGCUACUUUGGUAAGUUGUAACAUGUUUGACUGUGAGUGCUGUUUAAGUUUUAUCGUAUAGCUUUAUUUUGACAACCUGAUCAGUGACGUUUCCCACAGAGCUGGACAACCAAGAGGCUAAUCUGCAUUGUCAAACUAGUGUGCAGCCUGGAGCUGACAACUUGUGGCCUCACGCAGUGUUCUGCUGUUACAAGUGACCUUUACACUAGUGCGAUCUGGACUAGAAAUUGUAUGCCGAUUGGCACGUUUUCCACCAUGGGUGAGGAAAAAUAUUUUCUUUUUUUUCUGUACAUAGAUAAAUCUAUUUCUGGUUUAGGAAACAUUAUGCAGAGAAAAACACUGCUGACAGCAUAAACACGCACACAUAUACCUCUUACUUACACAAGACGAUUAGAGUGCAAAGUGUUCAAGUGAAGAAGCUUUAAGAACAUCUUCAUAGUAUUACAGAUUUAGUAUUAAGUUUCUGCGUUGUGCCGGUUUUUUUUUCUAAAAUGUUGUGCAGACACAAACACAGACUGAAACCUCGUCUGAUGGUUCUUUCCAGGAUCAAUACA
This is a messenger RNA of Cottoperca gobio, 2212 nucleotides long. It is a transcript of the gene tecra, whose product is annotated as trans-2,3-enoyl-CoA reductase a. Lineage: Eukaryota; Metazoa; Chordata; Actinopteri; Perciformes; Bovichtidae. The record is from RefSeq and is a predicted model, not a curated record. The transcript has 11 exons. The coding region runs from base 354 to 1382 and encodes 342 amino acids. Gene Ontology annotation, molecular function: oxidoreductase activity, acting on the CH-CH group of donors. Gene Ontology annotation, biological process: very long-chain fatty acid biosynthetic process.